Molecule: messenger RNA, 972 nt
Organism: Colletotrichum higginsianum IMI 349063
Lineage: Eukaryota; Fungi; Ascomycota; Sordariomycetes; Glomerellales; Glomerellaceae
Product: CORD and CS domain-containing protein
Exons: 2
Coding region: 1-972 (323 amino acids)
Source: RefSeq, a predicted model, not a curated record
AUGGCAGAAAAGUGCGUCCACCAGGGCUGCGGCAAGCUCUACACCGAUGCAGAGGAGCUAUGUGUCUACCACCCUGGUCCUCCCAUCUUCCACGAAGGCCAAAAAGGUUGGAAGUGCUGCAAGCCCCGCGUCCUCACCUUUGAGGAGUUUAUGACCAUCCCCCCCUGCACAACCGGCAAACACUCCACAACCGACCUACCUCCCAAGAUCGAGCAAAAGCCCCAGGCGGACCCUGACGCAGCGCCUUCCCUCGCCGAUAAGCUCGCCGCCUCGGCACCUGAACCGGGCCGCAAGCCACUCUCUCAAGCUACCCAGGCCGCACCCUCACCUCCUCCUCCACCCCCGGAAUCCGAGUCCGAUGACGCCUCACUCGAGAUCCCUGAUGGCACCACCUGCCGCCGCAAGGCCUGCUCAGUCACCUACCGUAAGGGCACCUCCCGCGACGGCGAGUCCUGCGUCCACCAUCCCGGCGUGCCCAUCUUCCACGAAGGAUCCAAGGGCUACAGCUGCUGCAAGCGCCGCGUGCUGGAGUUCGACCAGUUCAUGAAGAUCGAGGGCUGCAAGACUAAGGACCGUCACCUCUUCAUCGGCAGCGGCAAGAAGAAGAAUGCGGCCGCGGCCGGCGGCGAGGAGAAGCUCGACACCGUCCGCACCGACUUUUACCAGACGCCCUCCACCGUCAUCGCCUCCUUCUUCCUCAAGAAGAUUGUCAAGGACUCGGCCAAGAUCGAGUUCAAACCGCAGUCCAUCGCGCUCGACCUGCCCACGUCGGACUCGCCGCCCAAGCGCUACACCACCGAGGUGCCCCUUUUCGCGCCCAUCGACGUUGGAAAAUCCACCUUCAAGGUCCUCGGCACUAAACUUGAGGUGAACCUCGCCAAGGCCGGCGGUGAGUCGUGGCCAGUCCUGCGCAGCGACGACCGUCUCACUGGUGAGAUAUUACAAAUCGGCAAGGCUGGGCGUUUGCAGUAG